GGCACGAAACGGUUAGGCGCCGGGAACCUUGGCAACACGCGAGUGCUCGUAUUAACUGCGCCAGAGCGACUGAGAGGGACGGACUGAGUCUCCCGGGGCUCCCUUCGCUUCUAAUCGCCACCAGCGGAAUGAAGAUCGAGGAGGUGAAAAGCACUUCGAAGACACAGCGCAUCGCGGCCCAUAGCCAUGUCAAGGGGCUGGGGCUGGACGAGAGCGGGGCGGCCAAGCCAGCAGCAGCCGGGCUCGUUGGACAGGAGAACGCGCGGGAGGCUUGUGGUGUUAUUGUGGAAUUAAUCAAAAGUAAGAAGAUGGCUGGCAGAGCCGUGUUACUGGCGGGACCUCCUGGGACAGGCAAGACUGCUUUGGCUCUAGCUAUUGCUCAGGAGUUGGGAAGUAAGGUUCCCUUUUGCCCUAUGGUUGGAAGUGAAGUAUAUUCUACUGAAAUAAAGAAAACGGAAGUCUUGAUGGAAAAUUUCAGAAGAGCAAUUGGAUUAAGAAUUAAAGAAACCAAGGAAGUUUAUGAAGGAGAAGUCACAGAAUUAACUCCCUGUGAAACUGAGAAUCCUAUGGGAGGUUACGGGAAAACCAUUAGUCAUGUCAUUAUUGGACUCAAAACAGCAAAAGGAACUAAACAGCUAAAGUUGGAUCCCAGCAUAUUUGAAAGUUUGCAAAAGGAAAGAGUGGAAGCUGGCGAUGUAAUUUAUAUUGAAGCAAACAGUGGAGCUGUCAAGAGGCAAGGUAGGUGUGACACCUAUGCUACUGAAUUUGACCUUGAGGCUGAAGAAUAUGUUCCCUUGCCAAAGGGUGAUGUGCACAAGAAGAAAGAAAUUAUCCAGGAUGUCACACUGCAUGAUUUGGAUGUAGCCAAUGCUCGGCCUCAGGGUGGACAAGACAUCCUCUCCAUGAUGGGACAACUAAUGAAACCAAAGAAAACUGAAAUCACAGACAAGCUUCGAGGUGAGAUCAACAAGGUGGUAAAUAAAUAUAUUGAUCAAGGCAUUGCGGAGUUAGUCCCUGGUGUCCUUUUUGUGGAUGAAGUUCAUAUGCUGGAUAUUGAGUGCUUCACAUAUUUGCAUCGCGCAUUGGAAUCUUCUAUCGCUCCGAUAGUCAUCUUUGCCUCCAACCGGGGAAACUGCAUAAUCAGAGGGACAGAAGAUAUUAUCUCUCCACAUGGGAUACCUCUGGAUCUUCUGGACCGGGUAAUGAUCAUUAGAACCAUGUUAUAUACACCACAAGAAAUGAAACAGAUCAUAAAACUUCGAGCCCAAACAGAGAGCAUAAAUAUUAGUGAGGAAGCACUGAAUUAUCUUGGGGAAAUUGGCACCAAAACCACAUUAAGGUAUGCUGUGCAGUUACUCACCCCGGCCAAUCUGCUAGCCAAAAUCAAUGGGAAAGAUAGCAUAGAAAAAGAACAUAUUGAAGAAAUAAAUGAACUCUUCUAUGAUGCCAAAUCCUCAGCAAAAAUCCUGGCUGACCAACAGGAAAAAUACAUGAAGUAAAGACAUUUGUUCAGCUUUCUAGCAUUCAGAACUGAUUUAUACUUUCUCCAAGUUCUUCAAAGAAAGAGGCAGAAGAAAUUACCUUUAAGAACUGAAAACUUUGAAUAUCAAAUUAUUUGUUUACAGUAGGAUCAAAUCUUUAUUCCUAAUUAUUUAGAGGGAAUAUCUUGGCUUGUGGUAAUAUGAUAUCCCUUAUGCUUGUGCUAUUUGAAAUAGAUGCAUCUGGCAAAUUCUUCUGACAAUGCUUUAGAUUUGAUUGCUCAUGUAUUCAAAUCUAAACAAAAUAUAUUACUUUUUAAAUAUUGUGUUUAAAUUGUGGAGAUGUUUCAUUAAAAAAAAAUCACUAAUUUUUUGUCCGUGACUUAAAUGUUGAUCUUCUCAAGAAGAACUUUUACUCAGUAAAAGUUACCUGUUUUGUCAUUCUCUGCAACUAAAAUUGAGAUGGAUGGUAAGUUUUUUUGCCAACUUGGUACAGUUGGAGAAGGAGACAGUAUUUCUUAAUUAAAAACAGAAUUAGUCUUGCUUGUAAAUAGAUCAAGAAUCCUCUCACUGUUGAUAUUCUUUUUGCAAUUUGGAUGGAGAAUGCUGCAGCUAAGAGAUCUAAACCUGGAUGAUUUAUGAUCCCUUGCAAAUAUAUAUGCUGCAACAACUUUGGGAGAUUUGAUGCCACUCUAUGAAGUUCAAAUAGGGCUUUUUUAUAACUGUCUCUAUUGAUUGAAAAUAAUAGUUUUUCCCACCCACAGUUGCUUCUAUUCAACAUUAUUAUGCAAACUUAAACCCAUCUACAGUAUAUUUUUACAAAACCUGGGAACUGAUGGGAACAUAAUUCUGUAAAUGUUUAUUGUUACAUUUGGGAAAUUUCCCAGAAAAAUAAAGUGCAACACAUAAAA
Molecule: messenger RNA, 2389 nt
Organism: Crotalus tigris (Tiger rattlesnake)
Lineage: Eukaryota; Metazoa; Chordata; Lepidosauria; Squamata; Viperidae
Gene: RUVBL1
Product: RuvB like AAA ATPase 1
Exons: 11
Coding region: 129-1499 (456 amino acids)
Biological process (GO): box C/D snoRNP assembly; regulation of transcription by RNA polymerase II; chromatin remodeling
Cellular component (GO): R2TP complex; NuA4 histone acetyltransferase complex; Swr1 complex
Molecular function (GO): ATP hydrolysis activity; ATP binding; DNA helicase activity
Source: RefSeq, a predicted model, not a curated record